Mus pahari (shrew mouse) is the source of this 5058-nucleotide messenger RNA. RefSeq names its product YOD1 deubiquitinase (gene Yod1). Gene Ontology annotation, cellular component: nucleus; cytosol. Gene Ontology annotation, molecular function: cysteine-type deubiquitinase activity. Lineage: Eukaryota; Metazoa; Chordata; Mammalia; Rodentia; Muridae. The coding region runs from base 1366 to 2397 and encodes 343 amino acids. The record is from RefSeq and is a predicted model, not a curated record. Gene Ontology annotation, biological process: protein deubiquitination; endoplasmic reticulum unfolded protein response. The transcript is spliced from 2 exons.
UGGGAGUGAGUGGUGAGAAGUGAGGCUUAACGCCUUCGUUCCUGAAUCUCCAGCUAGACUAGGUUCUGGAAGGUUGAGGGCGGCUUGUAAAGAUGCCUUGCUGGCUACCAGAAGGCAAGAGCUAACUAACUACAACUUAUGGUCAGCAUCCUUGAACCUAUGGAUCCGGGAGCUUCCCGUUCACCAGACAGGUGACUCCAAAGCACGUUCCUUUAUUUCCCCCUCCAUCCCGGGACCCAGGCUACAUAUCUGCGGCCAUCUGGAAGAGCCUAGGAAGAGGAGACGUGCACCCGCUCCUGGUGUGAGGGUGCAGAGGGGCAAAUUCGCUGUAAUUGAUUCACAGUAGAGGCUGUUGCAGUGGGGUUUACAUCUUCCAGAACUACUUUUCAAAGUCACUCCCCCCUGCACACCAUUGAUAGCUGACAGUGCUUGACAGUCCACAGUGGGGAGGGGGACUUGUUUGCUGCUUUGGCUAAACGAUGGGGGAGGAGGGGACCCUAGAACUGUUUUUUCACUCCUUGCUUCUUGACCCGGGAGUCAAGUCAUCUUCCACACCAUCCAAGGAUGCGUUUCACACACCCCCGGCGUGUUGCAGCGUGCUACAAACUGUCAUUAUUCGGCGUUUACUGCACACCUUUAUUACUAUGGUCAAGGCAGUCUCGGGCUCCCGGCCUACAGAGUUGGAAACUGGCUAGCUAUCUGGUCAGGUCUCCUCUCUGCCCCGUCUGUCUUCUGUCUCUCAGCCACCACGAGGACUGCGUCGCCACGAUGAAGUGUCUUCCUACUGGGAUACGAGGAAUCGGACUGGAAUCCGGAUGACAAGAGUGAGUCCUCUUGAGCCCUGCCACCACCGCGGGAGUGAGGCGAUCGCCCCAGGCACGGCUGCUGACCUCACACAGUCUUUCUGAGGUGGCAGGUGGACGCUUUCAAGUUCGUCUCACGGGACUCCCCGCUCGUCCGGUCCACUUGGCCUCAAUGAAUCAGUUCGGCGCGGCCACGAACCCCGCCAGCGGCGUGACAGUUUGGCGGGUCCUCUGACCUCUCUUGGCAUUUGUUUACCUUCCGGACGAUGAGUCGGCUCUGCCUGGUGUUGGGGAGGCUGCUUUCAUCAUUGGCGACCUCCCUGCAAGGUGACACUCUGCUCUGCUAGACUCGGGAACUCCUUCCCCGCCCUCCUCCCUGGAGCAUAAAUGCUGCCGACGCGAAGCUCGCCUCACCGGAGCGCUCGGGAGAGCGGGUCGACCCCCAGCUCUCACCCGCGGCCGCCCUUUCCACUUUAAGAGUCCGCGCCGUUUUGGAAGGACCGAGGCCGAGUCCCCCCCCGCCGAGGUGUCGCGAGAAGCGCCCCAGCGGCCACCUCUCGCGAUGUUUGGAGGCGCAAAAGGCGGCCAUUUUGGGGUCCCCCCCGCUGGUUACUCCGGCGCUGUCCCCCAGGCUGAGGCCGGGACCAAGGCUGGCCCCGCAGGAGGCCGGCCGGCUGACACUAUGUGGCGGCUCCGCUGCAAGGCCAAGGGUGGCACCCACGUUUUGCAGGGUCUUUCCAGCCGGACCCGCUUACGGGAACUGCAGGGCCAAAUCGCCGCUAUCACCGGCAUCGCUCCGGGCAGUCAGCGAAUCCUCGUCGGCUACCCGCCCGAGUGCCUGGAUCUCAGCGACCGGGACAUCACUCUUGGGGACCUGCCCAUUCAGUCAGGUGACAUGCUGAUUGUCGAAGAAGACCAAACCAGACCAAAAGCUUCCCCUGCGUUUUCAAAACAUGGUGCUCCUAGUUAUGUCAGGGAAACUCUGCCUGUGCUUACCAGAACCGCAGUCCCAGCAGACAACUCUUGCCUCUUUACCAGUGUGUACUAUGUCGUUGAAGGAGGAGUCUUGAAUCCAGCUUGUGCCCCUGAGAUGAGACGCCUCAUAGCGCAAAUUGUAGCAAGUGAUCCGGACUUGUAUAGCGAGGCGAUACUGGGGAAGACAAACGAAGACUACUGUGACUGGAUCCGAAGGGAUGAUACAUGGGGGGGAGCAAUCGAGAUCUCGAUCCUGUCUAAGUUUUACCAAUGUGAAAUAUGUGUAGUGGAUACACAGACAGUCAGAAUCGAUCGUUUUGGGGAAGAUGCAGGGUAUACCAAAAGAGUUCUGCUUAUCUACGAUGGCAUCCACUACGAUCCGCUUCAGCGUAACUUCCCUGAUCCAGAUACCCCUCCUCUGACCAUUUUCUCCUCAAAUGAUGAUAUUGUUCUCGUACAAGCACUGGAAUUAGCUGAUGAAGCUAGAAGAAAGAGACAGUUCACUGACGUAAACCGCUUCACCCUGAGGUGCAUGGUGUGUCAGAAGGGCCUAACCGGACAAGCCGAAGCAAGGGACCAUGCCAGGGAGACAGGGCAUACCAACUUUGGAGAGGUGUGAUCUGCUCAUAAGAGUGGGAGCCUACUACCUCACAGAUCCAGAAGGCUCUGGGUUUUCCAAUAAGCUAUUAAUAACCCUACAGAAUAGAACACAAUGCUUGGACCAUCCUUUUAUCCUAAACUAGUAUGACUGACACUGAAAUUCCUUGUUAAGAUUAAAAUCAGUGUGCAAGUUUACAGACGUGUGUCUACACUAGUGGCAUGCCCUCUUUCUACUGGGGUGUCGGAAUAGGUGGUUUUGGCUACUUCGGAUGCUAACCCGAAGACUGGAUUGUAUUAUAAACCAGCACCUAGCAGCUUUAGCUUAUAGAAGAAAACAUCAUAUUUUAGGUAAUGUGGAAAGCCUUGUGGAGGCCACUGGACAUAUAACACAAUGUCUCUCUCCAGUAGUUGAUUCCUUUAAUAACUUUGAAUGAGUUAGUAGUUUCUAAAUUCUGAAUUGAUUCAUCAAAUGAAGAUACUCAGAAUUGUUAAAACUUUUUAUAUUGCAAUUGAUAGACUUUAUAAGUGUAUCUAACUACUUACAAGUACAUUAAAAGCAAUUUUACAGGGAUAAAUAUGUCCCUUGAGAAUGUUAUCUAAAACAGGGAUUAAUAUGGUCCUGUUGAGAUUUCUAGUGUAUAAAAGUAGAAUGUAUAAGGGGAAAAGGUGCCUGAAGCAGCUUCCUGAAGCUUUAAAAGACUGUUGGCCUCAUGUUUUAAUGCAAUUCAUGUAUUGGUAUUUGUCACAUUAGGUUUUGUUUUGUUGUUGUUGUUUUUUUUUUUUUAAUGAAGCAGGGUAUGCCUUUUAAAUUGCUAAUUUAGUUUAAAAUUCAAGAAGUAUCUUGAAAUUUUGAGUGUUUAGUUCUUUUGCUUUUUUAACAUAAAUUUUUCUGGAGGGAUUUGAUUUCCUCAGCUCUUCAGCUCAAAGCACUUCUUACUAACAAGUCUUCCUCUAAAGUGUCAGUGGUAUGCUUUGGUUUCCUGAAACUUUUCCAUAGAGAACAAUACUCAUUGAUCCACUCUGAUCUUUUGGAUAUUCCACAUUUCUGCAAGUUAGUACUUUGUUCCUCUGUGAUCUUUGACUUUCAGUUUUUGAAUAAUUGAUUUGGUUUGUUUCACUUAGAAAAUAUACAAAGUUUUAAAAUCCUUGCCUUAUACAGCUCUCUCAGAAUAUUGCUACCCAGUGUCAGGUAUGCAGCCAUUUGCUUGAUGGAAUGAUCCUCAAGGCACUUGCUCUCAAAACUUAGCUUCACUAUAGAAUCUUCCAGGUAAAGUUUUCUACCUCUUAAUUCUUCUAAAGAUCAGGGAUGCUAAGUUAUAAUUUGUUGUAUAUUCUGUCAUUACAGUGUAUAGAGGCAUAAUGUUGUGAAGUUUUGUUAUCUUGAUCUCAUUUAUUAAAUAUCUCAGAGAACCAUUUACACCAAUGUGCUUUAAAGCACUUAACAUCUUUCCAUGAUUCUUCAUAGCAAAUGUUUUAAAAUCAAAGUCAAACCUUAGCCUUUUACAUGGUAAUGGUGGCCAUGUCAAACUAAGGAAUGUUAAAGUGAACAAUUUAGAAAGUUCCUUUAAGGACAAUUGAACAAUUCACAAAGUAUGCUUCAAUCAUCAAAUGAGAUUCUCUCUUGUGUUGAGACAAAGUCUCCCUGUGUGUUUAUUGCUGGCCUGGAAUUUGCAAUAUAGACCAGGCUCAUCCAACUCGAAGUGAUCCUUCUGCCUCUGCCUUCUGAGUGUUGAGAUUACAAGUGGGGGCCACCACACCUGGCCAGAUGACUUUUCUUGAAUGCCCUUUGUGCACAUAGCCAGUCAGGCAAUGGCACUAUUGUAGUCAUAUAAGUUGAAAAUGUUUUUCUUUUUUGAACUGAGCCUUAAAGAUAGUUCUACUGAGCUUAGGAUGCCAAGCACUUGGCGUUCAUGACAUGUAAUGACUGUCACAAAAGUCUCUUCUUAUCUGUCCUCUGGGUUAGAUUUUUAAAAUCUCUUUUGUUUUCUCUAUAAAAUAUUUAAUUUAAAGCUGUACAUUAAAAAUGUAACAUUGGGUCAUGCAUCGUAUUUAUAAAGCUUACCUUCCUUUACCACUUGAGCAUCCAAAUUCAAUAUUUCUAAAAUUUUGGAUCCAAGUUUGUCCAUGCAACAAGUAUUUAUUGAAUAACUUAUAAUGUGUCAGGCAUGUUCUAUUUUUUGAAAAUAAAUUCCUGUCACUUUAAAAUUGAGUUUAUAUAAUGUACAAAGGAUUUGUUUAGUAAAUGUAAAGAAAUAGAAUGAGCACUGGUAUCUUCAAAAUCAAAUCUUUGUUCUAAGUGUUAUUUGUAUGUCUUGUUUAGUAUUUAUUUAGGGGAUUGUUUCUCAUUCUAUUUUAUCUUGCUUGGUUUGUCAGGUUGCCAGGUAGACACUUGAUAGUAAAAUGGCUUUCGAAAAGACAUUUUAAUCAUUUGCUGAGAUGAGGACUGGUUUGAGAGUCAUGUUUUUGUUGUGAAACAUUCCAGGUGAAGCAUUAUAUGCAAAGUAUUUAAUUAUUAAUUUCAUUCCAAAUUCAAGUUGUUAUGCCUCAUAGAAUUUAAAAGACUUGUUUUAUAUUUUUUCCUGUAUUAAGCUCUUGAAAUUAUUGUGAGGAAACUCAUUUUUAGAAUUUUGAAAAAUCUGUGAAUUUAGUUGCAGCAAAGCUAAAAAAAAAAAAAAAAUCC